UCGUGGACAUUUACCUUAUCGGCGGCCAGCUCGGUCAAACUGGAGAUACCAACCCCACACAGCAGAAGCCAAGCGGCUGUUCAAAGAGGAUGAGAAUAUCCCCGGUAACACCCUGGUACGCUUCAUGACGUGGGAGUUCGAGGAGUGGAUGAUUCUUGCCUGGGUAGUGGGAUUUCUGUGGCAGGAGUGUAAACAGUUACACCAGGAAGGCCCGAGGGGCCAUCUUCGCUCCAUGUACAACGUUAUAGACUUCGCCAUGAUCACACUCUACAUGUCGUCCUACUCACUCAAAGGCGUCUCUAUUUACAAGGCGCAAAAAUCCGUGGAGUAUUUCAAAGACAAAAUGUCUUUCUCUCGUUUAAUAAACGAAGACUUCGAAGCAAUACAGCAUCACUACUGGAUAACGCCAGAUCGGUACUACUGGGAUAAGUUUGACCCUUACCACGUCUCGGAGGGAAUAUUCGCCAUUGCUAACGUCCUCACCUUCUCCCGAAUAUCGGCCAUGCUGCCCGUCAAUGACGUCCUGGGACCCAUGCAGAUUUCACUGGGAAGGAUGUUAAACGACAUUCUCCGGUUCAUGAUGAUAUUCCUGCUCAUUAUCGUGGCCUUUAUGGUGGGACUGGACAACUUAUACUGGUUCUAUGAUGCCAAUGUGGUUGGUCACGUGUCACUACAGGAGCACGGUAUGACUAAAGGAGGAGAAAACUUCGGAAAUAUAGAGUACACUUUUCGCUCUGUGUUUUGGGGGAUGUUUGGACUUAUGGACUACGACAUCGUUGACCUUUCACCUUACGACGCCAUCUUUACUCGUAAUAUAGGCUACAUUCUGUACGGCUGUUACAUUAUCUGUAUAGUCAUUGUGCUCCUGAACAUGCUUAUCGCCAUGAUGAGUUUGAGCUUCCAGCAAAUCGCGGACGACUCCGAUGUGGAGUGGAAGUUUGCCCGCAGUAAGCUCUACAUGGAGUACAUAGAGGACGGACAGACACUGCCCCCACCCCUCAAUAUCAUCCCCACCCCCAAGUCUAUAUGGAGGGUGUGUAAGCAGAUAUCCGGGUGCUGUAAGAAUUGGUGCCAACCAAAGCCCGUGCGGCACAUCAAACCCAACGAGUUAAUCACGAACAUCACCGGUUCUCCGAAUAUGACCUUGAUCUACGGAUUCAUACCGAUUUACCAUGACAACGAGUCUAACGGGACAUUCCUGGAGCACAAAGGUAUGAUGGCGGGAGGAGAGCACAAACCCACGUAUAAGGACAUGAUGGCGAAGAUAGUGGAGAGGUUUGUGUACGAUAUGACCACGGGAGGGGAGGGGGACACUGAAGACGAACUCGAUGGGCUCCGACAGGAAGUGAUAUUCCUUAGGCGCCACCUGGUGACCAGCAUGGAGUUACAGGACAAACAGCUAAAGGAAUGCCGGAAUGAAAUCAAUGAGUUGAAGAACGCGAUCACGGGCUUGAACUCUGCCCAGAGCGAGACUUUCCACCUGUCCGUGGAGGUGGGUCAGAAGACUCAAAUAUCUCUGUCAGAGAUCAGUCGUCAGUUACAGGAACUUUCUCAGAACCAAGUGUUGUCUUUCCAAGGUGCCUCCAGUCUGGGACAUUCCAGGUUGACCGCUAUGGAGUUGGCGAGACUCCGAUGUAUACCGCCUGCCGUGCCCGGGGCAAAAAGGCGGAGCGAGGAGUCACUACAGAGUCGCGACUCCUCCGACUACGGGCCACCCGAUCGUUGGGUGGACGACCCACCCUAUCUGAAUCACAGCAGAAGUACAUAGAGAGACGUACGUCACUACGCCAUGUGGGAGUUAGCAGCGUGUCAGUACAUAUUCUGGUUUGAUUGACAUGCAACUGGAGCGAUCUUACCUGGAAAACGGGAUGCUGAAGAAUUAUGGGAAAUAGUUUGUCGUCUGCGAGUCAUUCAUCAGAGAUGGCGGUCGUUGGUAACACGCUUUGUACUUUUCAACUCACUCCCAAAAACUGGGCUAUCAGGCGUUCCAUGACAAAUUUGAUUGUUUCGUCUAGGAUCCUGUGGGCGACUGAACAUGUAAAAGCUGCAUUUAGAUCGAACAUGACACUUCUCACCGCUCUCACCCAUUGUACUGUAAAAUUUGAACAGACUGCUUUGCGUCAAUUUCAUCUAUGAAAAGAAAUAUCUCCAUGCGGGAAAGUGAGAUCGUCUGUGACUGAGUGAACCUAUCAAUGACAUUGGAGAAUAUGUAGAAGACUAACCAUAUAAAAUGAGUACGGCAUAUGUACUUCUGUCUCUCUAUUGUAUAUGUACUUGCGCUAUCUGUCAUUAGAAAGGCUGUAUCUUCUGUACCGGUACCAGGUGUAUUCUUACAGGUCCUCAGCCCCCUCCCUGUAUAUCUGAUGUGACAGGAUACCGGGAUAAGACAAGCAGUCAUUAUUACACCAUUAAGACUGGGGAAAAGACAUGCAGUCAUCAUUAUACUAUUAGGACUGACGAUAAGACAUGCAGACAUUAUUACACCGCUAGGACCGAGGAUAAGACAUGCAGUCAUUAUUACACCAUUAGGACUGAGGAUAAGACAUGCAGACAUCAUUACACCGCUAGGACUGAGGAUAAGACAUGCAGUCAUUAUUACACCAUUAGGACUGAGGAUAAGACAUGCAGACAUCAUUACACCGCUAGGACUGAGGAUAAGACAUGCAGUCAUUAUUACACCAUUAGGACUGGGGAUAAGACAUGCAGUCAUUAUUACACCUUUAGGACUGAGGAUAAGACAUGCAGUCAUUAUUACACCUUUAGGACUGAGGAUAAGACAUGCAGACAUUAUUACACCAUUAGGACUGAGGAUAAGACAUGCAGUCAUUAUUACACCAUUAGGACUGAGGAUAAGACAUGCAGUCAUUAUUACACCUUUAGGACUGAGGAUAAGACAUGCAGUCAUUAUUACACCUUUAGGACUGAGGAUAAGACAUGCAGUCAUUAUUACACCAUUAGGACUGAGGAUAAGACAUGCAGUCAUUACUAGGAUUAUUAGGACCAAGGCUAUAUUACACAAUACUGAUACCCUCUAAAGCGUAUAGGACUAUAACGAACAGCUCUGGAAGCCAAGACUCCCCAUACUAACAAGUAUUGGACGCUGAGUCUGUAAAACUACAUUGAGAUUUAUAUAUUCUAUGAUUUCAGUUUUUAUAAAAUUUCUCUAAUAAGUAGCCAUAAGCCAUACGUACUAAACCAUAUAACAUACAAGGGAAUACUGGCCAUACCAAGAAGAGUUUCACACUCAGUCUGCAAAGCUUCAUUAAAUUCUUAUCACCCUCAGCGUACUAAUCUUUUCUUGCUUCUGAUUAACUAUAUAAGUGGGAAUUCUAUGCUUGCAUUUAAUUUGCCUCACUGCUUUUUUUUCAAGAGUCACUCUUGACAACUCAUGUCAUAUGAAUUCAGGGACUUAUAUAUCGUGAGAUGAGUCAGGUGUUGUGUAUGUAUAGGGUAGCUCCAUGUAGCUCGUAUGUGUUUCCAAUUUUGUCUGUGAUUUUUUGUCUGAAUGAUAUAUGAACCAGCCGAUUGCUAUAUAACGUGGAAAUCCUGUUCGUUGAUCAUAUUGUUGUAUAUGUUUUUUGUUUGAAUUUUAUUGCUUAUAUGAUAUUGUAAUGUUUGUUAGUAUCUCAUUAUUUUGCUGUCUUCUUUGCAGUGUUUGAAUAUAUAUUUUCAUCGACAGCUGUAGCUCUUAUACUUUGGUUACAAUUAUGUGUAGGCCUAUUUAUACACGUACACGUUUUUAACAGCUAUCACGUGGAGGAUUCAAGGCCAAAAAGAUUAAUGACGCUUUGGUAACAAAAAUUAUGUCUGCAUGGCGUAUAAACUUAAUAUAUGAGCCAUAUAAGUCCACCCUUACCUGGAAUGACAUAGACUUUCGGCCAUAUAUCGGCCAUAAAUUGUACACCUGGCAAUUAACAAUGAUUUAGCCUUGA
This is a messenger RNA of Liolophura sinensis, 3932 nucleotides long. RefSeq names its product short transient receptor potential channel 7-like. The transcript is spliced from 12 exons. Lineage: Eukaryota; Metazoa; Mollusca; Polyplacophora; Chitonida; Chitonidae. Gene Ontology annotation, biological process: calcium ion transmembrane transport; regulation of cytosolic calcium ion concentration. Bases 125 to 1768 code for a protein of 547 amino acids. Gene Ontology annotation, molecular function: store-operated calcium channel activity; inositol 1,4,5 trisphosphate binding. The record is from RefSeq and is a predicted model, not a curated record. Gene Ontology annotation, cellular component: plasma membrane; cation channel complex.